This is a messenger RNA of Nicrophorus vespilloides, 2360 nucleotides long. RefSeq names its product insulin receptor substrate 1-like. Gene Ontology annotation, molecular function: insulin receptor binding; phosphatidylinositol 3-kinase binding. Bases 1170 to 1610 code for a protein of 146 amino acids. Gene Ontology annotation, cellular component: cytosol; plasma membrane. Gene Ontology annotation, biological process: insulin receptor signaling pathway. The transcript is spliced from 2 exons. The record is from RefSeq and is a predicted model, not a curated record. Lineage: Eukaryota; Metazoa; Arthropoda; Insecta; Coleoptera; Silphidae.
AGCGCGAGACCAGACGCAUUCGCGUUCGCAGACGUCUACAAACACAUGACCGACCUCGGCAAGAUGGAUGAAAUCGGGGAAAAAGCGUAGAGUGAGUGAGAGAAGUAGGAGGAGGAGGGACACACAUCCAUACUGCUAGUGCGCCAGUGUGUACGUAAGGACACAGUGCCGGACCUCGUGCGAGUCGCGACCACGAUUACAAUUCGACAUUUAGCGCACACACACAUUUCUCUACGUAGUAAUAUUAAACGUAGAAGUGUACAAUCGCGUGGACGCCCUAUCAAAAUAUAUAUGUAAGAUAAAUACAACGUGUAGAAAAGACGAGGCCCUUUCGAAAGUUUGUUUUGAUCCGUGAGAGUGUGCGGAAGAAGAAGAAGAAGAAUAACAACACAUCGACGGCAUCAGAAGAAGAACACGGUGUGCGUGCGCGCGUGUAUGUAUAUUUGUGUGCGUGAAGAAUUCAGUUCGCAGUUGUAGAUGGUGUGUACGAACUUGGUGUCUGCUUUCUGGAGGAUUCUUUCCGUUCUCGCGCCAUCAUCGCAAUUUGUGUCUUAUUGUUGUCGUCGUGCUGUGAAAGAGCGCGUGAGAUACCAAUAGCAAGAGAGACGUAGCUCUGCUGUGCGCAACAACAAAUAACAACAACACCCCAACUGCAACAUCAUCAUCAGUUAUUGCUACUAGUAGUUUUUUCGUAAAACCAUAUCCAGACUUGACACAGGAAAUGCUUCGCUACCUUUCGUUGACCUGGAAUGUUGACGUGUUCGUGUAUUGCGCAUGAAAAAUUCGUGGUGCCCUUGGACAAUUUCCAGUUCGCAUGGUCUCUAUUUCUCCGUCGCACUCGCCGUUCGCUCUCUUCGUGUGUGCGUGCGCGUUUCUCUCUGUGUGUUUGUGUGUGAGACGUUCGAUAUAUAGUAUAUAGUACACACGCUAACUAACACAAGCGCGCACAGAGAGUUGUCGGUCUGCGUGUGUUGAGGAGGAGGAAGACGCGCGCCGCCGUCUUGUUUUGAUUCCGGUGCGCCCCUUUCAUCAUCAUCAUCGCUCUGCCAUCGUCGCUGCUGCUGCCACUGUUCAUCAUCAUCAUUAAUAUAUAGAGAUAUAUAAUAUUAUUGUUGUUGUUUGACAAUUGUUAGUGUGUGUGCGCGCGCGUGUGUUGAUGCGACACGGCGAUGAUGUCGGUGAAGAGUUCGAGUUCGUUGGGCGAGCCCAGCACGGGCCCCAUCGUUCGAUCCGGAUACCUGAAGAAACUCAAGACGUCGAAGAGGAAAUUCUUCGUGCUGCGCGCCGAAACCUGCGACUGUUCCGCUCGCCUCGAGUACUACGACACCGAGAAGAAGUUCAGAAGCGGUCAGAUCGCGAAACGCAGCAUUCCGCUGAGGACGUGCUUCAACAUCAACAAACGGAGCGACACCAAGUACAAGCACGUCAUCGCUCUGUACACCAAGGAUGACCGAUUCUGCGUCGUGCUGGAAUCCGAGGAGGAUCAGGAGUCUUGGCUCAAGGCACUCAUCUCUCUCCAGCAAGGAGAGGAGUUGCCCGAUGGAGAGAAGCCUCGUCCCACCUUUGUUACAAGAGUUCCCCUCAAGCCAACCAACCAAACACACACAUAAAUACCUCCACCAUUCUCUUUCUUUCUCUUUCAAUCGUUCUUUCUCUCCGUCUCUCGCGGAAUUUUGAAACGUACAAUUCUCCCAUACGAACGAAGUCAAUAAUUACCAUUCACAAAUCCCAACGACCUUAACGACCAAAAAAUCAGAGAGAUACUGCGACGAAGAGGUGGCGAGGAAGAGGACGAGGAGAAUGAGAAAAACAACUUGAAAGCAGACCGUGGGACCACCGAAAUAUCGGAAAGAUAAACAACAACAACGACGACGACGUAUUAAGAGAGAGAAAAAAAAACAUCCCUAUGAAUGUGUACAAGUUAUGUGAGCGCGCCAAAAGGCUACCUGGCCUUAAGGUUUUCCUGGAAAAGAGGUCGACGACGUUUCAAGCGCCUUCUUUGAUAUUUCCAGCAGCGCAGAUAAAGAGAGAGAAGGAGAAAAUAAUAGUUGCGAGAUAAAUAGAGAGAGGUUGCAAUGGUUUUUAUGUAAUGGUUACGCGCCGAAAAUAAGGCCCUUCCGUUGCUUCUUCCAUCUAUCUCUGUAUGCAUUUACAAUUCGUGAAGGAAAUUACCCAAAUUAUCUCCGUUUAACACCUUCUACUACUAAUUAAAAAAAGAGACAAGUUCAAAAAAAAUAGCAGCGUUAUCUUCCAAUUAGAACCAAACAUUAGACAAAAUAUUGAAUUACUUUCCAAGUCGUAUCAAACGCACACUCAAAACGAAGUCAAAGUAUUAUAACUUUGACGAUGUGAAUCGAGUG